AUGAACUGUAGUGCUUUAUACCAGUCUGCUUUGUACGCCCUGAGUCUGGCAGUGCUUGUUGCUGGGAAUGUCCACCCUGAAUGUGAUUUUAUGACAGAGCUGAAGAAAAAGGAGGCUGAAUGUCUGGAGGACACAGAAGAGCGUGGAAAUGCAACACCAGCAGAUUGCAAGAGAACUUGGGACAAAUUACUGUGCUGGCCAGAGGCAGAUGCUGGAGAAACUCUUGCCUUACCAUGCCCAAACAUCCUCUUUCACUUCAUGAAGGAGCCAGCUGGAAUAGUAAAAAGGAACUGCACAAAGAAAGGCUGGUCUGACCCAUUCCCUCCCUACCAUAUUGCUUGUCCGGUAGAAGAUGAGAUUCCGCUUGAAGAACAAUCCUACUUCUCCACUAUAAAGAUCAUCUACACUGUAGGAUACAGUGUAUCGAUCACCUCACUCAUCAUUGCUGUGACAGUUCUUAUUGCAUUCAGGAGGCUUCGCUGUCCCAGAAAUUAUAUCCAUGUACAACUCUUUUUUACUUUUAUCUUAAAAGCUAUUGCCAUUUUCAUUAAGGAUGCUGUUCUUUUCCAAGAGGAAGACAUUGAUCAUUGCAGCUUCUCUACAACCGAAUGCAAGAUCUCAGUUGUUUUCUGUCACUACUUCAUGAUGACCAAUUUCAUGUGGCUGCUAGUAGAGGCUCUUUACCUAAACUGUCUACUACUCUCAUCCCUUUCUCACGGGAGAAGAUAUUUUUGGUGGCUUGUCCUUUUUGGCUGGGGUUUCCCAACAUUUUUCACCCUUAUAUGGAUAUUAGCAAAAUUCUACUUUGAAGACACGGCAUGCUGGGAUAUUAAUCAAGGCUCUCCUUACUGGUGGCUAAUCAAAGGACCUAUUAUAAUUUCUGUUGGGGUCAAUUUUGUCCUAUUUAUCAACAUCAUCAGAAUUUUGCUGAAAAAACUAGACCCUAGACAAAUCAACUUCAAUAACUCUUCUCAGUACAGACGUCUCUCAAGGUCAACUUUGCUUCUAAUUCCGUUAUUUGGAACCCAUUAUAUAGUCUUCAACUUUCUUCCGGAAUAUACCAGCCUGGGGGUCCGGCUUUACUUAGAGCUUUGCUUUGGAUCUUUUCAGGGGUUUAUUGUAGCAGUUCUCUACUGUUUCCUGAACCAAGAGGUGCAAACGGAAAUUGGCCGGAGGUGGCACGGUAAGAGAUAUGGACUUAUGCGAGUGUGGAGGAGGACGAGAUGGACUGUGCCGUCUAGUUCUGGAGUAAAAAUGACCACAUCUGUGUGCUAAAGAUGGCCUCAGGAUCUGGAGUAAUCACAUAUAAAAGCCUGAUUAGGAAAAAAUCCAAACAACAAAGAAACCAAAAAACCCACCAAACAUAACGAUUGCAGUUUAUACUAAGCAAAUUGGAGUAGGAUCCACUUCUACAGCAGUUCUAUCCACUGGAUGUCUUUUGCAGGACAAGCAUUGCAGUGACAGAUUAAACACUGGCUGGUCUUCUAAACACAAAACAACCCUCUCAUUGAUAUGCUAUGCAUCACAGCAAACAGAAAAAUCACCUUUUCUUGGUUCACUUCCUGUACAUUUUCACUGACGAACCAUAUAGCAUAAUGUGUCUAGGGAGUGGACACCAGUAGUACCCUUCACUGACACCAUAGAUGACCAGCUCUGGAAACUGGAAUUCAAUCCUCAUGCAAUGGGAGCUGGAGUUUAUCCAGCUUGUUCAAGCUUUGUUCCUUGUUUUCAUUAAGUAGACAUGCAAAUAAGAAGCCAAAUGUCUUGUUAAACUGCAACACAAUGACUAAAAAGUCUUCUUAUAUUGUCUUUUUAUAUUGUCUCUUUAGAAGCAAAAAGUUUCAAAGUUCGCAAUAAAGCCCAAUACACCCUCAUGUUCUUAUGUUAUUUCAGUAGCUACAGGUUAGAAAAUUUCAGAUAGCCAAGUAGCAAAAAGCCAAGGUGUUGGAAGGGAUAAAGCUCCAUAAGAUAAUCAUUAAGGAAUAACUGCUCUUUGCAAGUAAGUUAAAAAGAAAAGCAAACUUUUGCACCGAACGAGAAUGACACCCAUGAGAGACAGACCAGGAGACUGCUAGGAAUACUGCUAAGUAUUUUCUUAUGUGUGACUGGUUUUGCUCCCCAGUGUUGUAAAACAUUCAGAAGCUUGAAAAUAAACUUUCAUUCCCAGUG
Aquila chrysaetos chrysaetos is the source of this 2169-nucleotide messenger RNA. RefSeq names its product growth hormone releasing hormone receptor (gene GHRHR). The record is from RefSeq and is a predicted model, not a curated record. The transcript has 13 exons. Bases 1 to 1275 code for a protein of 424 amino acids. Gene Ontology annotation, cellular component: plasma membrane. Gene Ontology annotation, biological process: adenylate cyclase-activating G protein-coupled receptor signaling pathway; positive regulation of cell population proliferation; cell surface receptor signaling pathway. NCBI's taxonomy places the organism in Eukaryota, Metazoa, Chordata, Aves, Accipitriformes, Accipitridae. Gene Ontology annotation, molecular function: peptide hormone binding; growth factor binding; growth hormone-releasing hormone receptor activity.